This is a messenger RNA of Danio aesculapii, 4426 nucleotides long. It is a transcript of the gene ulk1a, whose product is annotated as unc-51 like autophagy activating kinase 1a. Gene Ontology annotation, biological process: protein phosphorylation. NCBI's taxonomy places the organism in Eukaryota, Metazoa, Chordata, Actinopteri, Cypriniformes, Danionidae. Gene Ontology annotation, molecular function: ATP binding; protein serine/threonine kinase activity. The record is from RefSeq and is a predicted model, not a curated record.
GCUUUGUUUGGAAAGUGACGAAGAAAACAGCGCAGUACUCGGCUCAGUAGCCGAAGCGUCACGACCGACUCUGACAGUUCAGUGCACUUUUGUACGUUUGUGGACCAUUUUAAACAAACAUACUAUGCUCAAGAUGACAGCGACUUUGUUUUUAUUAACAAGAAGGUAGCGAAUACCGAUCAUGACCGAAGUGUCAAGUUGUUUGGGUGCAAAGCAGCUGAUGACAAUCAACAGACAAGUCCAGUUCUGCUGUUCACACACGGAUCCCACAAACCCUGCACUCACUUGUGGAUCUAUCGAGCUCCUUUAGUCGUUAAACGCGAUGGAAAGCGUCGGAAAGUACGAGUUCAACAGGAAAGACUUGAUCGGACAUGGCGCAUUUGCUGUGGUGUUCAAAGGAAGACAUAAACAGAAACAUCAUUUUGAAGUGGCUGUGAAAUGUAUUAACAAGAAAAAUCUCGCCAAAUCACAGUCACUCCUAGGAAAGGAAAUCAAAAUAUUAAAGGAGCUGAAACAUGAGAAUAUUGUCAGUUUGCUGGACUUUCAGGAGAUUUCAGGAUGCGUCUAUCUUGUCAUGGAGUAUUGCAAUGGAGGUGACUUAGCAGAGUAUUUACACUCAAAAGGCUGUCUGAGUGAGGACACCAUCCGUGUGUUACUGCAGCAGCUGGCAGGAGCUAUGAGUGUUUUAAGGAGUAAAGGCAUCAUUCAUCGUGACCUAAAGCCCCAAAACAUCCUUCUCUCAUACAGCACAGGUCGCAAAUCCAAUCCCAACAACAUCUGCAUCAAACUGGCUGAUUUUGGCUUUGCACGGUAUCUGCAGGGAAACACAAUGGCUGCCACUCUAUGUGGAUCUCCAAUGUACAUGGCUCCAGAGGUCAUCAUGUCUCAUAAUUAUGAUGCCAAAGCUGACCUGUGGAGUGUGGGGACCAUCAUCUACCAGUGCUUGACUGGCAAAGCCCCAUUUCAGGCAAGUACUCCUCAGGAACUGCGGCAGUUCUAUGAAAGAAACCGGAACCUAAGUCCCAGUAUUCCACGUGAAACUUCCAGUCACUUGAGGCACCUUCUGCUUGGGUUGCUGCAGAGAAACCAAAGGGAACGCAUGGACUUUGAUGAUUUUUUUCACCACCCUUUCCUGGAGGCCAGUACAUCUAUGAAGAAAUCAUCUCCAGUGCCAGUGCCAGUGCCUGUGCCCACAUAUCCCAGCUCAGGCUCUGGGAGCUUCAGCAGUGGCUCCUCGACCUCUCGCCUCACUCCUACACAGUCUGAUACUGAAGCUCCAAAGUCCCUCCCUCAAAUGAAACCCACAGAGUCUCCUGGAUCCCUGCUGAAAGACUCCUCUUCCUCAGACUCGGAUGACUUUGUUAUGGUUCCGGCUCAGUUCACCAGUGAGCCAGUUGGUGCAGAAGGGCAGGACAGCUUGAUGCGCAGUGGAAGUUCAUUGCUGGGUGCCACAGCCUGUAUGUGUCAAACACCAUCGUCCUCUCCUUCUGGCAGAGCCUCCCCGAGACCAUCCAGGCGUCUAGAGUCAUGUGGCAGUAGCUACGCUCAGUCUAUUCCUGUGCCAGUGCCAACACAAAAGCACAACUACCAGAGGAUGGAGCAUAAUCUACAAGAGUCUGAAAGGACAGCAGCACCUGCGCAUCACUGUUGCGCUGAUGGAUCUCCAGCAUGCGGGAGAACCGGUGUGUCUCCAGAAUCGGGAGGAUCCAGAUCGUAUUUAACUACCCCACAGGUCGGAAGCAUUCCUGAAACACCCAGUCAGCCUGAACCUGUUGGCAGCAGGACAGGGUUCAGUAUCUCAGAUCAGCAGCCUGGUCAAGUGUCUCCCUUCACUGACCUCACAGACUUGGACCCAACACUGGCCCAAAGGCUCAGAGCUCAUCGCCACAGUCUGGAUACCAUAGUGCACAGGUGGGAUUUGUGUCGGCGUCCCAGCUUUGGUCAAACUCCAAAUGCAGCACUGCUUCAGCGAGGCCUCACCACCCGAACCACGACCAUGUGUGACCUGAAAGAUCUGGCACAGUAUCCUGCUCGGUCGGCGCCUCGGGUGCCGCCUCAGCCAGCAGAAAGAAGAGACACCGUCAAAAGGUCAGUGAGUACCGGCCGUCUCUCUGAUAAACUGCUGAAGGCUGUGUUUGGACCUCAGCUUGACAGAGGCAGCUGUGAGAGCUUAAAUUCAGAGAAACCCAUGGAUACAACUGCGCCUCCUUGUGGCAGUGAUGGCUCUGACAGUCCUGCUGGAGUCGUGUUCAUGCUGGGCUCUCCUGAAUAUGGACACACUCCUCCUCAUGCUAGACACAGACGCUUCUCAGUUGGUGCUCCUUGCUCUACCAGUCCUGGCUGGACCUACGGCUCUCCUGAAAGCCUGCGCUAUGGUUACACAGACACCAUGGCAACAAACCUGCAAGAGAAUGUGACAUUUGUGCCACCUGAACUGCCAGAGGAGACAUUAAUGGAGGAGGGACAUACAGACUUGCUGAGCCAACUGCGCUUCGUUUUAGCCUUUUCCCAUUGCAUCACAGAGCUCGCUGGAACAAAGGACAGCGGGACUGGAAGAAAUGUGCCACCUGAUGCUUCACUUUUAGAGCAGAGUGUAGUGGCCGACCAGAUCAGUCUGCUGAGCCGAGAGUGGAGCUCUGCAGAACAAUUGGUUCUCUAUAUGAAAUGUGCCGAGCUGCUGUCUUCUGCACUACAUACAGCGAUGGCUGGCAUCAAAGAAGGAAAACUCUACCCAUCAGGAUCUGUGAAACAAGGUAAACCACACGCUCAGCUGAAAGCUGUGACACAAAAAGAUGAUGUCAAAGAACUGGUACAGACGGCCGCACUAGACGAGAUGUUUCAUCAUGGAGAAAGCUCUUUAGAGAGAUACCACAAGGCCUUACUGCUGAUGGAGGGCCUGUCCUAUAUUACAGAGCCUGCAGACCUAAACAAUGUCAACAAAUGUAAACAGUGUAUCGAGCGACGGCUCUGUUCCCUCCAAGCCAAAGGAUGUGUGUGAUGAACACUUGUUCUUCAUCUGCAUCAAACACACAACAUCUACUUCUCAUUUCAUCCCAGCUGCCUUUGAAAUCCUGUCAAAUGACAAACCCACCCACUCACUCACUCUUUCAAACUACACUUGGCUUCCAAAGUCCAAAAACAAACCAGACUUUUUCACAAUGGACAGAAAUAAAAUCUCUAAUUGAGAUUAGAGAGAGACUCGGACAUCUCAUUUGUUGGCUUUAAUAUAACAUCGAGCGAUCGUUCAUCAUCGGCUGAAUGGCUGUGUGAACAUUUCAACCUUUGAUCCCACACCAGUUUGCGAUGGCACUUCUCUAAACGUGACUUUAAUCUUAGUUUUAUAAUGUUAAGCCGGUGUUGAAGUCUAAAUGAGCAACAGCCUGGAUUUUCAAUCAAUCAAACAAUACAAGCUAAAGCAUGAGUGUAGCCUUAGUCUGAUGAAGUUACAUGGAACGAUCCUGUGUAUGACGGACUUCUCCUGCAUGAUUUUGAGGAAAUGAUCAUUAAUUCUUAUAUGAUCAUUCUACUUUGAGAUCUUAGUGACCGCCGUUAUUCAAAUAGCAGCCGGUUGUGUGUAUGUGUUGUGUUCAGUGUUACACUACAGCUCUAAUGUGGCAAUUGACCAAAACUGUGGCAAACCUUUUGCAGAUCUACUGAUAAAGAUGGUCAGUUUCAUAUGUCGUCGUAUGAAGAUGGAAGAAAUACUUGAGAUCGUAUCAGGUGAACUGUUAUACUGCUAUUCGUGUGUAUGUAAAGCAGCAAAGCACUUUAUGAACCCAUUUGCCUUCUGGAUGCCUGAAAAAAAAAACACUGCAGAAGACGCAAUGGCUGGUUUUAGUUUAUUAACACCUGGAAUUGAAAGGAAAUGCAAUUAGACAAUCGUCUGUAGCUUGUGUGUAGCCGUUUUCUGUUUUAGCUGUCAGAUUGAACGUUUUAGUUUCGGUUUGCUUUAGAAUGAUGCACAUUCUGCUGGAACGACUUUGGUUUGACUUCGUAGUGCCUUAAAUUAAUACGUUUUAUAUCACUGGACAAUCGAAACAAAUCUGAGACUUGCAUCCAGCAUUUUCGUAUCUUAGCUGUUCAUUGCUUGCACUAUUUGCAUUUUCCAGUGAUGGUAAGGUGUUUUUGUGUGUGUUUUUUUUAACUUUGUUGAAAACAUGGUUUCACAUCAAGGUGUUUUUAAGACAUUUACUUAGAAUUGUGUGUGGUAGAAUGAUUGUGAUGGAUGCACGUGAGAGUUUUUAAAAUAAUAGUGAUGUUGAAUUGAGGAAAGGAACUGUUUUGUAUAUGCGGUUACAGUAUUUAUGAUGUGCUCUCUGAUAUUGUCGUCUUUUUAUUCCCGUUUGCAGAAGCCAAAAUUUAAAAUAAGUGCAAAAUGCAUGUGGUUUGGGUGUGUGUACAUAAAUAAAUUUCACUUUUAUAUUUA